Messenger RNA from Zea mays, 2235 nucleotides. Its product is annotated as dof zinc finger protein DOF2.4-like. Bases 439 to 1719 code for a protein of 426 amino acids. The transcript has 2 exons. Gene Ontology annotation, molecular function: DNA-binding transcription factor activity; DNA binding. Gene Ontology annotation, biological process: regulation of DNA-templated transcription. Lineage: Eukaryota; Viridiplantae; Streptophyta; Magnoliopsida; Poales; Poaceae. The record is from RefSeq and is marked validated.
CCCAUCUCUUUCUUCUCCUAGCUAGCUUUAGUUUCCCCGGCCCCCUUCUUCUUCCUCUCUAUCCCUAGUGGCACUAGCGCAGAGAGGCCCUUAUCUCCUCUCCGUCUCUUCCGCUUCGCCGUCAUGCAUUCCAUUCCAGUGGUCGCUCGCGGCAUGCAGCAGCCUGCUAGCGUAGAGAGCGAGAGCGAGAGCGAGAGGGCUCGCCGCUAGUGGAUGUUAUUCUCCGAUCCACCUUUACCAUCGAUGAUGCACCCCUCCCUCGCCCCCAUCCUUGCAUGAUCCGAUCCCCUAAAGCGCCUAUAUACCCUUAUCUUGCAAACUAAAGCAAGCAGGAGAGAGCUGGGCGACUGCGAGGAGGAACAAACAAACAAACCAACCAGAAAAGAAGCUCUCUCACACAAGUAGUAGCAAAAGAUCAAAAGAAAUCAAUUCUAUACCAUGGUCUUUUCUUCGGUUCCUGUCUACCUUGAUCCACCCAAUUGGAGCCAGCACCACCACCAGCCGCAGCAGCAGCAGCAGCAACAGCACGCUCAACAUGGCCAGCUUCCAAGUGGCGGCAACGGCGGCGGCGGCGGCGGCAUGGACACGCAUGCGCAUCAUCAUCAUCAUCAGCUGCCGCCGGUGCCACCUCCUCCUAGCGGGGCUCUCAUGGCUCCUCGCCCUGACAUGUCGGCUAUGGUCCCUGCUGCGAGCGGUGGUGGCGGGCCGACUAGCGGCGGCACCGCUAUCCGUCCGGGCUCCAUGACCGAGCGGGCCAAGCUCGCCAAGAUCCCGCAGCCGGAGCCGGGGCUCAAGUGCCCGCGCUGCGAGUCCACCAACACCAAGUUCUGCUACUUCAACAACUACUCGCUCUCCCAGCCGCGCCACUUCUGCAAGACGUGCCGCCGGUACUGGACGCGCGGCGGCGCGCUCCGGAACGUCCCCGUGGGCGGCGGGUGCCGCCGUAACAAGCGCACCAAGUCGUCCAAGUCCAACUCGUCAUCGGCCGCCGCCUCUGCUUCAGGCGGCGCGGGCGGGACGUCGUCGUCCACCUCGUCCACCGCUACCGGCGGCAGCAGCAGCGCGGGCGCCAUCAUGCCGUCUCAUCAGGGGCAGCUGCAGCCGUUCCUGGCCUCGUUGCACCACCCUCUUGCCGGCGGCGGCGGCGGCGGGGAUCACUACAGCACCGGCGCGUCAAGGUUAGGGUUCCCAGGACUGAGCUCGCUGGACCCCAUGGACUACCACCAGUUCGGCGCGGGCGCGGGCGCCGGCGCCAGCAGCGCUGCCAUCGGGCUAGAGCAGUGGCGUCUGCCGCAUAUACAGCAGUUCCCCUUCCUAAGCGGCCGCCCCGACCCCGUGCAACCAACAAUGUCUAGCAUUUACCCGUUCGACUUGGAAGGGCACGGCGGGGACGCUCCCGGCUUCCCCGGCGGGCACAUGCUAGGUGCCUCCAAGGUGCCCGGCUCAGCCGGACUAAUCACGCAGCUGGCAUCGGUUAAGAUGGAGGACAACCCAGCGUCUGCGGCGAUGGCGAGCAGCUCGCCGAGGGAGUUCCUUAGCCUCCCUGGGAACCUCCAAUUCUGGGGCGGCGGCGGCAACAACAACGGCGGUGCAAGUGGCAACAAUGGAGGAGGCGCUGGCAACGGCGGUGGUGGUGGCGGCGGUGGCGCUGUCGCUCCGGGCAGCAGCUGGGUGGACCUGUCAGGAUUCAACUCGUCUUCGUCUGGGAACGUCCUGUGACAUGCCCUCUGGUCUGCAUGCUAGCUGCAUUAAAAAGGUAGCCCUAUUAUUUAUGCAAAGCCUUGAAUCUUCAUUUUAGUCAUGGCUUCUGAGAAAGUUCAACAGAAAAAAGGAGUUGUGGUUGCAAGAUUAUAGGGGCUAUAUAUAUCUGAUAGCUAUCGUCUGCGGUGACGAUCGAGAUGGCGGAUAUGGUGAAUCGGUCUCUAGAAAUGGUAGGCAAACGAAAUUUAUUCAGUUCUUCAUGCGCUGUUCUUGUUUCUGCUGGGUGGGGUGGGGCGGGGCGGGCGUGCAUCUCUAUAUUGUUGUCCAUUAUAUUUCAGGUGUAUGAUAUGUAAACUUAUAACACAUGCAUGUUGCAUGGAUUUCCUUGCUGUCUUUGGCAUGCAACGUGUUCAUGUGCAUGGUGCAAGAGGCGAUAUAGUGUGUGUGUGUGUGUACACACACAUAUGGGAGUACUUGAUAAAAAAAAGAUCGAGGAACUACUGAACAAUCCAAUCAUUCACCUAUUAAUUUGAG